AUGACUUUAAAUCCAUCGACGUCUACAUUUGAAUUAUCAGUGAAGAUUGAACCACACAAUGCACCACUUCAUCAAUUCAACAAUAACAAUAACAACAAUAAAGAAACAACAAAUAAUUACUUUUCGGAAAGAAAAAAACGAAAAUACAAGAUUAAUACGAAAUGUGGAAGUAUUGAAUUUGACAUUGAAAGAAUAUUAACUUUUCUAGUCAUGUUUGUGGUUGUUGCUUCUCUUCUUGGUUUGGCUAUAAUGAGUGGAUUUGGUUUCAUUCGAAGUUAUAAAGAAUUAAGUGUUUACUAUUAUGGUGGUAAAUCAACAGGUUAUUCUAUUGAAUUAUCAACAUAUAUGAGAAUAGUAUUAUCUUCUGAUAUAAUAAUUAAUGACAGAUGGCUUUUAAAAAUCAAUUCAACUUUUGAGAAUUGGUUGUAUGCUUCUGAAUGGGCAAUUUUUCAUUCUUUCUAUGUUGAUUAUUAUGAAAUUCAAUUACCACAAAUAGUUAAAGACAUUCAGAAAGAAUAUGAACACUUGUACAAUUCACUACUAUUACAAAAUAUUAACAAGACAAGUCAAUUUCAAUAUUUUCAAAAUGAAUUUGUGAAAAGUGUUGAAAGUUUCAAUGUGGAUUAUCUUUUGAGUGCUUAUAGAUAUAGUCUAGCUAUUAAUGAAAGAGAAUCAAGUUAUAUUGUCAUUACUUCUAUAAUUGGAACUAUUGUUUGUGCCUUGAUAUUACUAAUUAUACUUCCAACUGGUUUUAUUGCUACUUUUGGAAGAAAUAACAAAUUAUUGGAAAAAUUACAAAAAGUCAAUGCAAAGGAGGUUUUGAAAACUAUAAAUGAUCCUUAUUUGAACGAUCCAUUUCGGAAAUUCUGCAAAGAAAAUCAAAAACUUAAUUACUUUCUAUUUUUGGAAAAAUCAUUACUAUAUUCAGAAUAUUGUGAAGAAAUAUUUAAUUUAAAUUCAAUUGAAAAUUACUUGAAUGAUAGUAGUACCAAUUCUAUAGAAACUAGAAUUGAUGAAUUUGAAUCUAAAAAAUGUGAAAUUAUCUUUGAAAUCAAAACUGAAUUUCUAAAUUCGAAAGGUGAAUAUUUUCUUGGUGAAAAACAAAUUGGCGGGAAGAAAGAAAUUCAAAAAGUGAAAUUGGAAUUCAAAUCCAAUCCAAUGAAUUUAUCUGAUAAUUUAUUAGAUGAAAUUGAAUCGAAUAUUUCAAUUUGUUUAAUUUCAACACUCAAAUCAUUUCAAUCAAAUCUUAAAAAUAAGAAAUUCAUCUCAACCAAGUCGUUACAAUAA
Messenger RNA from Naegleria gruberi, 1287 nucleotides. RefSeq lists its product as uncharacterized. The coding region runs from base 1 to 1287 and encodes 428 amino acids. NCBI's taxonomy places the organism in Eukaryota, Heterolobosea, Eutetramitea, Acrasida, Naegleriidae. The transcript has a single exon. The record is from RefSeq and is a predicted model, not a curated record.